AUGAUGGAUCAGGAUGAAGCCGAAGCCCAGCAGACGCCUAGAACACUGAAGCAGCUCAAAUGUGAAAAUGAGCAGAAACGGAAGGCAAUUAAUGAAGUUCAGCGGAAACUGGAGCGACUCCAAGAGGAAGAAAGGGAAUUGGAGGCCCAAAUUGCGGAAAAUAAGGCGCGUAUAGACGAGCUCAUGGGGUUAGGAGGCUCGUAG
Trypanosoma grayi is the source of this 204-nucleotide messenger RNA. RefSeq lists its product as hypothetical. The record is from RefSeq and is a predicted model, not a curated record. NCBI's taxonomy places the organism in Eukaryota, Euglenozoa, Kinetoplastea, Trypanosomatida, Trypanosomatidae. Bases 1 to 204 code for a protein of 67 amino acids. The transcript has a single exon.